UUGAAGCAACUCAAUCUCUCUGACUUAUUACGGAUCGCACAGAAGCACAUGCGUGAUUACUCAUGAUUAUACGCAACGCUCAACACAAGUUUGCAGAAGAACCGGGUGUACUCUAUGGGUAUAGUUAUAAAUACGCACAGUAGUGUAGCAUGGUAGGAUUACGUCAGCGGCAUUUUGUGUCUCUGAUCGCAGCUCAGUUUGGGACUGUACCUUUACGAACAUGUCACGCUACUUCAUUGUGGUUACAUUGGCGUUAAUCACGAGUGCGUUGCAUUGUGGAAAUGGUGCGAGGAUAUUGGGUGUAUUCCCAAUGGCAUCGAUCAGCCAUCAGGUAGUAUUCCGCAAACUGACUUUGGAAUUGAAUAAACGAGGCCACGAGCUCGUCGUUCUGACGACAGAUCCCGUCAACGAUUCGACCUUGAAGAACUACAAGGAAAUAGACCUUCAUUUUCUCUACGAUAGCCUUAAAUUUGGAAACCUAAUAGACUUACGAGGAAAGAUUGAUUUCGUUGACAUGUUCAAGCAUUAUGAAGCUUUGUCGUGCUUUCAUACCAAUGAAGUAUUCAAUCAUCCGGAGUUUCGAAAAUUGUAUGCGCCCAACAGCGGUGAAAACUUUGACUUGAUAUUGUUAGAGACUUUUGUGUAUCCUGCAUUCCUGUCUCUUGCAGAACGAUUCAAAGCUCCGAUAAUCGGGAUCGCCAGUGCCGGCUUACAACUGAGUGUUCAAUACGACAUCGGCAAUCCCAUUCUGCCUUCUCAUCCGUCGAAUUGGAACAAAGAUAUGAGAGAUUUUGGAGCCUGGGUACCAUGGGAGCGGUUGGAUAACUUUAUCAAAGCUUGGAGACACAUUUACUACUACAGGACAGAAUUUUUGCCGAAACACCAGGCAAUCGCGGAGAAGCACAUGGGAAUCGAUAUCCCGCAUCUCGGUGACAUCCAUAAAAAUAUCAGUUUGAUUUUCGUUAAUCAACAGGGUCCAAUUUCUUUCGCUAGACCGAACCUUCCAAACAUCAUUGAAAUUGGAGGUUUUCACGUGUCAGCAUCGAUCAAGCCGUUAUCAAUGGACCUGCAAAAAAUUCUCGAUAACGCUACCCAGGGUUUUAUUUACAUGAGUCUUGGAUCAAACGCAAAAAGUAACAUGCUACAGGAGGAAACACGCAAUGAAUUCAUAGCUGCGUUUUCUGAACUACCCUACAAAGUGAUUUGGAAGUUCGAGGAUGAAGUACUUCCGAAAAAACCAGAUAACGUAAUCGCAAUGAAGUGGGUUCCUCAACAAGCUAUCCUAGCUCACCCCAACCUGAAGGUGUUCAUCUAUCAGGGUGGACUCCAGAGUACAGAGGAAGCCGUUUCACACGCAGUUCCUCUGAUCGGCUUGCCGGUCUUCGGUGACCAAGAUAUGAAUGUCGACAAAAUGGUAUCCCUUGGUGUCGCUAAGAAGCUCGAGAUCACUGCUGUCAAAAGGGACAAUCUACUGGAAGCAAUUCGUACCAUCACCCUGGACAAAGGGUACAAACAGCGGAUGUUGAAUCUACGAUUGCUGUUGAACGACAAGACACGCGAUUCGCUCGAGAACGCAAUUUGGUGGACGGAACACGUUAUACGACACAGAGGCGCUCCGCAUCUGCACUCCUCGACGGCCGACGAACCGUGGUAUCAGCGCCAGGACAUGGACAUUGUUGCUUUCAUUUCUGUCGUAUCUGUAAUAGUUUUAAUAUCAGUCUCAAUCGUUUCAUACAAAUCGAUAAUUUUUUUCCUCAAUGCGUUGUCGAGUUUGGGCGGGUCGGCCGGCAACAAAAAGAAAAGAAACUAGGUAUUUUUAACCGUACACACAUAACCCAAGUUGAUUUGGUUUUGUCCCAUAUCCAAUUUUUUCAAAUCAUAGUCGUUGCAAUCGAUGUCAAAACUUACGCAUAACCUUUGUUCUCAUGUUGUUGAAGCACAUCUGCCAACCCAAUAACGUCAGUUUUCAAUCUUCGAAUGUUUUUUCUGUCACUCGGCUAUUCUCUUGUUGUUUUUUUUUUCUCAUAACGGUUGUUAUCGAAUUUCAAAACCGUCUGAUAACGCCUAAUUUCAUCCAGGGUUACGUUUAAUUACUUGUUACAAGAGUCUCAUUAUUGUGAAAUAUGAAAGUUGCAACAAAUGGUAUUGUUAAUGUUGCAACGUAACUGAUUCAUUUCUUUUAGUACAAAAAUGUAUAUAUGCUAAGUUAUUGUGGGAGAGAGGGAUCAGACACCUACCUAAUUGAAUAUUAAAAAUCAAAGUAUUACUUUGGUAUAGAUAUCUUGAUGAAA
Messenger RNA from Neodiprion fabricii, 2291 nucleotides. RefSeq names its product UDP-glycosyltransferase UGT5-like. The coding region runs from base 221 to 1810 and encodes 529 amino acids. The record is from RefSeq and is a predicted model, not a curated record. The transcript is spliced from 5 exons. Gene Ontology annotation, molecular function: UDP-glycosyltransferase activity. NCBI's taxonomy places the organism in Eukaryota, Metazoa, Arthropoda, Insecta, Hymenoptera, Diprionidae.